Messenger RNA from Neolamprologus brichardi, 1343 nucleotides. RefSeq lists its product as uncharacterized. The record is from RefSeq and is a predicted model, not a curated record. Lineage: Eukaryota; Metazoa; Chordata; Actinopteri; Cichliformes; Cichlidae.
UGGUGCCUCACUUAUUUUCCUCUUUCAGCCUGGCAGCACAGGUGCAAGGGACGAAACGAGCAUGAAUCUGUACAAGAGCUUUGGAAACCUCAUGGAGACUUGGGUAACUGAUGACACAAGUCCCGACUCAGAGUGGUUUCAGCGCAAUGCUAAAGACCCUCCAACGCCUUCCUCAGAGAUGGAAACAAACGGGCGCUCAGAAUCAGUGGACUCUGGAGUGGAGACGGCCAGCUGUGACACAUGUUUUCGUGCUACAUCGUCCUUUGCCUCAACAGAAAUAGAAGGAGAAGAUCUCACUCCAGCAUUAACAUCGCUGUCUCCUGUGUUCUCCUCUCCCAAGCCCACCAGCUGCCCUUCUUCAUCCCCGCUUCUAUGUUCCAGCAGCACUCAGAAAGACUCUACUACCUCACACCUUAAAUUAGAGCAAGCGUUACAAAGGACUGAUUCUAUGUAUUCAAAGGGCAACUCAAAGCCCCUGACACCAGAAGAAAUGCUCAGUCGGCGACCUCAAACGUCUUUUCCGAUCAAACGGCACACAUCGGAGUUAGUAAGAGGUCAAAGAUCAGACAAACUUGAUGGAAGAAGGACAGUCAGUCCACCUGUUUCCAUUCAGCCAAUGUCAGAAAUGUGCAGACGGACUCAGUCUAUGAUUAGUAACAGGCGGACAUCAGAGGGCUUUGGUUGCAAUGAGAUAAAAGAACUGAGCCCUGGGUUCAUCUACCUGGAGCAGGUGUGUCAGAAGCUAGAAGAUAUUGCAAGACAGCAGAUGGAAAACCGAGCGCUACAGAUGGAGGCAGACAUCCUCGUGGAACACAAAGUCUUCAAAGUGAGCCAGACUCCUGACAUCUGUCAGACUGACUCUGUAACUGCAGAGAAGGACUUAACCACUUGUCAAAGCCUUGAAGAUACAGUAAACGCAGAGCAUGUUAGCAGCGAACCCAAGCAGCGGAAAUACGGACAUUUUCGGCAGAGAUCAGCUUCAGAUACAACUCUUUCCAUGAUGCAUUUAAAAAAAGUGAAUGCAGGCUGGAGAGGGCAGCACAUGAGUACACAUGACCUGCUGGAGGAGCUUGAGGAAGACCAAGAAAAUCAGGAAUCCACAGAGGAGGAGACAAAAAAACCUAUAAUGAGCUGGAGGAAAAAACUCCUGUCCUUGAGAAGAGAGGGGUUUAAUGCUUCAUAUAAAAGGAGCCAACAGAUGCAGCCAUCUGAGAAAAACUCGACCCGUCGAAGGCUGAGCCAGCUGUUCAAGAGGAAAGACAAAACUGUAUAAAUGGACCAGAGUGUCUGGGUUGAUGUUUCGACGUUAGAGAUUCUGAGGAGAAAAGGCUUUUCUGCAAAAC